Molecule: messenger RNA, 1549 nt
Organism: Heterobasidion irregulare TC 32-1
Lineage: Eukaryota; Fungi; Basidiomycota; Agaricomycetes; Russulales; Bondarzewiaceae
Exons: 15
Coding region: 300-1427 (375 amino acids)
Biological process (GO): D-sorbitol catabolic process
Molecular function (GO): zinc ion binding; L-iditol 2-dehydrogenase (NAD+) activity
Source: RefSeq, a predicted model, not a curated record
CUCAACCGCUUUCCCUACAGACAUUUAUAUUGCAUAUUUACAGAGGUGGAUAGAGAAGGAAGGGUAAGCGGCGUAUGAGCCCAUGAUCAUGAAGGCUGAAAUGACCAGGCUCUCAAGAGACCCAACAGCCAUCCUCUCUAAUGUGCAUGCUGUUUCCCGUGGAGUAUCGCUGUGUCAGAUGAGCCAGGCCCAGGCUGCCAGGCUUUCUCGAUUCUGUCACGGUCCGGGCUUGCCGUGCACUUCAAUAUAAAGGCCCAAAUCCCUGUCGUGGACCGCCCCUUUCCCAUCGUUCGCCCAACAUGACAUCCAACCCAUCAUUUGUACUUCAAGGCAUUGAAAAGGUCACCUACGAGGAGCGGCCUAUCCCAGAGAUAAAGGACGACGAGGUGCUCGUCGAAGUCAAGAAGACUGGCAUAUGCGGAUCUGAUGUCCACUACCUGGUUCAUGGGCGCAUUGGUGAUUUUGUUGUCGACGGCCCCAUGGUCCUUGGACACGAAUCCUCGGGAAUCAUCAACAAAGUUGGCAAGAAGGUGACGAGGGUCAAGAUUGGAGACCGAGUGGCUAUGGAGCCUGGUGCAUCAUGUCGCACCUGUGAUGACUGCAAGAGCGGUCGCUACCAGCUGUGCGCCGAUAUGGCUUUCGCCGCUACUCCUCCUUACGAUGGAACCUUGGCCCGAUACUACCGCUUGCCUGCCGACCUUGUCUAUGCUCUUCCAGACCAUUUGACCCUUGAGGAUGGUGCGAUGAUGGAGCCACUCGCAGUAGCCGUUCAUUCAGUUUCCACUUUGGCUGGAUUCAAGCCCAAUCAGGCCGUUGCUGUUUUCGGCUGUGGGCCUGUUGGGCUCCUCUGUAUGGCUGUAGCUAAGGCCCUCGGCGCCUCACGCGUCGUUGCGGUGGAUAUUGUCCCUGCUCGCUUGGAGUUCGCUAAAACAUAUGCUGCUACGGAGACAUUCCUACCACCCGCUCCGGAAUCUGGAGAAUCAAAAAUAACGUACUCAAAAAGAUCUGCAGCACUGAUGAAGGCACAGCUCGGCAUCGAGGAGCGUGGAGAGAAGGCAAUAGACCUUGUGCUCGACGCGAGUGGUGCUGAAGUCUCGAUCCAAACUGGUCUCUUUAUCGUCAAGAUCGGCGGGACCUUUGUUCAGGUUGGCAUGGGCCAGCCCGAGGUCACUGUUCCGAUUGGACUGUUUCUCUCGAAAGAGAUCACUAUCAAAGGGUCAUUCCGAUACGGAUCUGGUGAUUAUCGACUCGCCAUUGCUCUCGCGGCUCAGGGUAGAAUCGAUUUGAAGCCAAUGGUCACACAUAGGUUCGCAUUCAACGACGCAGUCGCCGCAUUCAAGGCUACAAGGGCCGGAAAGACUGAAGAUGGCAAAAGCCUCAUCAAGGCCAUCAUCUCUGGGCCUGAUGUACCGGUCGAUUCCCUCUAGGAUUUCAGAUUUUCCAGAAACAUACCGCUUGACGUGUAAGAUAGGAAAUCAAUCUGGUAUCUGCGCGGUUUUGUACGUUGUGUGUAGAAGCUAUCGCAGAAAUAAAAGUGCAUUAGGAUGGC